AUAUGUCUACUCGCGUCCCCAAAGUUACUAUAUUUUCUAAUCGUCCUCUCCUUUUCUCGUUGUCCUCUCAACAUCCAAGAAGUCUGACUUCCUGGUGAUUGCCGUCCCCAGUUGUGCUCGGCUCUGGUUGUCAUCUUGUCUUAAUCUUGUUACGUAGUCAUCUGCUUGACUCAGACAAAUCCAGGUGGUUCAGUGUGGGUUUAGUUAGUUGUAGCUCCGCCCUCUUCCCCCCCAAUCACCUCGAUGUGGUUUCCUGUUCAUCGGUGUGAAGAUCUUCUUCAAUCGCGGCAGAGGAGCCCACUUUGAGCGCGUGCGGCGUUGAAAGCGGCGGGCGAUUGGCCGAGAGGAGCAGGAAGGGGGCGGGACCAAGUCGUUGCUAGACGAGCCCGCGUCGGCGGCGAGGAGCCCGAAACGGCUGACCGGCCCAGAUCUACUCACACAGUGACCGCCGUUGCUGAGGCGACGUCACUGCGUCGUUUUUCCACGCGUGCACCUGGCUGACGGGAAGUCCUCCGGUUCGCCUUCAUCCUGUCAUUGACGCUUCUUUCUCUGUACCUCGCACGCCCUUCAUACAAGAUGGCUGCCUGACAUGCGCUGAAAACAUUCGACAGUCAAAAAGGUUUCACCUUUUCGUCUUCUUCUGCAUCAUCUUUAUUUUGUUCUACUUGGUCUUAUGUCUUCUCCUUAGCCUCGUCUUUGUCCAUCUACUUCAUCAUCUUUAACUCAAUUCGUCAUUUUUAUCAUCAUCUGCUUUGACAUCAUCUUCAUCCUCACUGUUUUCUCCUUUGUUCACAAGGACACAAAGUUCGGCGGCAGCGGCGCUGCGACUUCCUGAGUGUGGCGUGUCGGCCAUGUUGUCUUCCUUUGACGUCGCAUCUCUGCUCCUACCCGCACUGGUGUCGGCCGCCGUGAUGGCGUGCGGCGUCGCCCUGGCGUUGGCGUGUCUGCACUGCAGGGACAAUGGACCACCCGUUUCCAUUCGGGAAGCGAGCUACACCAGCGAGUACAUCCCGUCCUCUCAAUUCACACUGGUCCAUCCACAUCAUUCGACGACUCGCCCGACUUCUGGCCUGCUGUCACCUUUCAUUCCCGCUUUGCAUGUUGGAAGUCAGCGCAGCGGAAGAUCUGACAGAGAGCUCACAGAAAGCGAAAGUAACCACAGCUACCAGAACUCCCACGAUGAACGAGACUCUUCCGCUGGAGAUUACAUAAUCGUGUUGCCAGGAGACGAGGCUCCUGCUGCCAAUCUUAGCGGCGCCUCCACGCCGAGCUCAGGCGAACUGCACAGCUACGAGAACGUCCAAUCUCACACAGGCUACCUGAACUUGAUUGAAGGUGAGACGCCAACGUUGGUGUCUCAAAGUGAUGAAGACGACGACGAGGACAGCGACGACGUCGAGGGGAAGUACGUCAAUCAAGCCAGCGGGAUGUCAUCUAGCCCGCUGCAUGAUGGGAUGUAAAGAGGAAUGGAGCGUGACUAAUGUCAAUGUCGUUUUGUUUUUUCUAAUUUUUUUGUUGAACUGACGACUCCUGAGAAUGUUUUCAUCCACACUAGUGUUUUUCAAUGUAAUUAAAGUUGACAAAAAUCA
Syngnathus typhle (broad-nosed pipefish) is the source of this 1589-nucleotide messenger RNA. RefSeq lists its product as uncharacterized. NCBI's taxonomy places the organism in Eukaryota, Metazoa, Chordata, Actinopteri, Syngnathiformes, Syngnathidae. Bases 852 to 1460 code for a protein of 202 amino acids. The record is from RefSeq and is a predicted model, not a curated record. The transcript is spliced from 13 exons.